Messenger RNA from Dendroctonus ponderosae (mountain pine beetle), 6270 nucleotides. Its product is annotated as hemicentin-2-like. The record is from RefSeq and is a predicted model, not a curated record. Gene Ontology annotation, biological process: synapse organization. The coding region runs from base 292 to 1140 and encodes 282 amino acids. The transcript has 6 exons. Gene Ontology annotation, cellular component: neuron projection membrane. Lineage: Eukaryota; Metazoa; Arthropoda; Insecta; Coleoptera; Curculionidae.
GUUUGCAGCUCUCAGCUCAUGAAUUAACCGCAUCCAGAGCAGCAGGAUGUCUGCGGGCCUCGUCUUCUGAUUGCGAUUCGCUCAUCGCCGGAUUUUGCCCACGUUACGAGCCAGAAAUUCUCAGCUCUAGCCUGAUAUGUUUCAUUAAUUUUUUGAAGCAAAAACAACAGAUUUUAUAGUGGGACUUUUGGUGCAAAAUGUGAUAUGUGAUUGUUUUUUUGCCUUUGUGCUAUGCAAUUGUACUAGUGGCUGUAAAUCCUGGAUAUUUUGUAAACUGGAGGUGUACUGAUCAUGGCCUCUAGGAUUUGCUUGCUGGUCUGCUUUACAAUAUCUACAAUAAAUUCAGUACAAUCGGUGGUUCAAGGAACAGGUCAUGCAAGUGGUGGUGGUGGAAACUCACUUCUGGAAACGUCAACAAGAGGACCGCACUUUGAUGCCGCCGCCUCAAAAAAUGUUACAGCCCUUCUAGGAAAGACCGCAUACCUCAAUUGCAGAGUCAAAAAUUUAGCAAACAGAACGAUGUCUCUACAGGUGUCUUGGGUACGACAUCGCGACGUUCAUUUGCUGACUGUCGGUCCGUAUACUUACACAAGCGAUCAGAGGUUUCGAGCCAUCCAUGAACCGCACACAGAAGACUGGACGUUACAAAUCAAGUAUCCUCAACACAGGGACUCAGGAGUCUAUGAGUGCCAAAUCUCCUGCACUCCUCAUCUCAGUCAUUUCAUUCACCUAACUGUUAUUGAGCCCGACACAGAGAUCGUAGGCGGCCCGGAAUUAUUCAUUGAUCGGGGAAGCACCAUAAACUUGACGUGUGUAGUUCGACACAGCCCAGAACCUCCAGCUUAUAUUUUUUGGAACCACAACGAAGCGAUCAUAAGUUACUCAAGUAUAAGAGGAGGCAUAAGUGUAGCAACAGAAAGAGGCGAAACCAGUCGAAGCGUUCUACUCAUUCAAAGGGCCAGACCAUCCGAUUCUGGAAACUACCAGUGCAAUCCUUCAAAUUCUAGACAUGCAAAUGUAACAGUCCAUGUUUUGAAUGGUGAGCAUCCUGAAGCUAUGCAGCAUGGAGGUAACCAAAGAAUGGGUCCCUCCAUAGAAGUGCUGGCCUUCAUUGCAUACGUCUUGCUUGCAUACAGUUAAAUGGAAACCAGGCAGAAAGAACUUCGUGACUUCUAAUUCUGUCGAACUAUCCUAAUGUAAUGGAGUAGUCAUCCUAAUGUUUGGUUUGUGAUAUAAGUGGUAUAUUUUCUACUAGCUCGACCAUAAGGGAUUAUAAUAAGGCCAUGUAAUUAAUCACAAAAAAUCAUUCAUGGUAAUAAAGUAUUUUAUCCGGGCGCAGUUAACGGUGGUUAGGACUAUAAGAAAGUCGAGCCAGACAAACCUAUAGUGACUAUUCCAUUGACUCUUUCAUGCUGAAUAGAUUUACACAUGCAUGUUUCUCCUUCUUGCAAAUAGGGAUUCUGCGAAAUUUAUAUCUAUUAAUAUGUGACAUGGGUUUUCAGAUAUUAGUUUCAAAAUUCUGCCAGGAAGACGUAUAUCCUGAAUAAAUUUCCAUUUAUAACAUUAAUCCGCCUAUAUUUCUCCACAUAAUCCACGUGCAAUUUUAAAGAGAUUUUACCCCCAAACUUACAUUAUUUGCAGUAGUCUGGAAACUAAAACUGUGUAUCCACGUAAAUUUGUAUCCUGGUAAACAGCAAAUAUGUUUUUGCUACAAAAAAAUACAAUUAAAUUCCUGGAAAUUGAACAUAAUUUCUGCCUCCCCAAAUCACUCUUCUGAACGAUGCUGUGUAAGAUAAGCUUAGUAGUAUUAGAUUCACCAUUAAUUAAUUCAAUGAAACUAUAAGGACUGUGAGAAAGUUUAAAUUGUUCUGUGUUUUUAAUUACUGUUGAUUGAAAGGUCGAUAAUUCAAAGUUACAGAUAUUAAAGGUACGGCUCAAAACUCAUAUUAAAGUUGUACAUAAAUCUAGUUAAAUUCUAGCAUAUAAAUUUUAAUGGAUAAGAUACGAAUUACGAAAGAGAUUACACGUUAAUAUUACUAUGAAGAUAUAUUUAAAUUAUAUAUAUUUCAGAAUGGAUUUUGUAUAUACAUUAGUUAGGUUUAGACAGGCAUUUCUUUCAUUUACUGUGUUUUCAACGGUUUUCAGGGCAUGUUUAAUUUCAAUUCGAAUAUGGAUAUAUCUUAGCUACUGCAACCAGUGUAUAGACGUUUACAUGCAUAUUGAAACGGCAAGUUUAAACUAAAAAGUUUUUCUGAAAUUGUCUGAAAAACCAUUUAUCGACCAUUAAGCUGAAUUUUUUCAAGAACAAUCAAGCAUUAAAAUUUUCAGAUAGAUUAUUACAGAAAAUUUGACAAACUUCUGAUCUUUGAAAAAGUAAGAAUUUAGAAUAAUGAAGAGCGUUGAUUAAGUGAGUUCUUGCACUCCUAAAAUUUAAAAUAAAUCCAAAACCAUAUCCAAAAGUAAAUUUCAUUGAUAUUUUCAGGUUCGAAAACAAAGCGUGCGUAAUUUUCCUAGAUAGAACUUUAACUAGUGGAAGUAUGUAAGAAAACUAAAAAAAUAUCAAUAGAAAGUUGCUAAUUUCCAAUGUGGCAGCCGUAAAUGAUUGCUGAUAUUUCGAAUCCUGGACAAUCCGUCAUCAAGACGUGCUAAAACCACUUAAGGUAUCGAAACUGAUGAAUCAAUAAAGGAAAAGUUUCUGUAUCUCAAUAGUCAAGAAGUCAAGUAAGUGCAAAAUUUGAGCGUAAAUGUUGUUCAAAAGCAGGCAAACGGUUUAAUUUUCCUAAAACAAAAAGAAGUUAAAAGUUCAGGAACUGAACAAGAAAAUGGCCAACGAAGAGUUCAAUUGCUACUGAUUCAUUAAUUGUGUUCUGUUCUUAUAUUUCUUAAUUUUUAGUAAACUGACUAUCAGUUAUUAAAACAAAUAUUACUACAAAUAGUAAUUCAACAAUAACAGAAGCACCAUUAAUUAUCAAAGAGAAUCAAAUAGAAUAUGUUGAGCCGACAAGAUGGCCCAUUAUAGAGUGGAAAUUGCAAAUGUGUCUGUUGCUGGUUGCUGUAUGUUGCAAAUUUUAAAUGGGGUUUUCUAUCUGUCUCUUAUACCCUUUUGAAAAGAAUUGCAGAAUCGCAUUUUCAACAGUGAAAAGAACAUUUCAAAAUUAAUUUAAUCUACUCAAUAGAAUUUUAUUAAGAGCUCUCGAUUUGCUAUUUGCCAGCAACCAAAUAUGUUAAUUAUCUGAAUUGAUUUAACACCUUUAAACAACUAAUAUCUGAUAUUUUUGUAAAAUGUUCCGAAUAUAAUACUUGGGCUAUUUUGACUCUCAAAUUGUACGAAGGUUAGCGGAAUUUUUCUUUCUACAUUGAUAGCGUUGUUUUCAUCUGUGCUAUUAGAAUGGAAAUAUACGUGGAUUGCUCAGAAUAAUAUCCAGUUUUAUUAAACAUUCUAUGUUAUUUACAUUUUUCAGUAAAUGCAAUUGUUUAAAGGUUUUUAUAAUAGGCCUAUUUCUUAGUAGACUUCAAAUAUAGAUUUUUUUUGUUAACGCGUAUUUUCUUGCUUUUCAAUCACGUGAACUAUUAUAAAUGCAAAUAAUUGAUUUAAUUAACUGAACUAUAAAACUGCUGACUAACGGAAAUAUUGGGACAGUGGCGUUUACAUUUGUGACCCAAAUACAGCAACAAUAUGUACAGAUUCUGCACUUAAAAAUACCCGGUAUCAAAAUGUGAAUCGCAUGAACCAUUGCCAGAAACAUUAGAACUUGGAAGCGAUCGUAAUCGGGGAAAUUUUGAAGGAGAUUAUUACAGAAACCGCAAAAGUGAAUUGAAUAAGUCUGAAUUUUCUAGCCAUUUCGAAAUGGUUUCUCAACUCAGUCACAUUGCUCAGCAUCAGAAUGAUGAAUUGAUAAAUGCAAACUUAAGAGCAAGUAUUAAGAUCUUUGAAUCCUUCACAUUUCUACAAUAAUCAUUGACUUGACACACGGGCUAUAUAACACCAUUAAAACCCAAAAUAAAUGUCGAUUAAAGUGCCUCAAUAAUUUGAGGGAUGAAGAAUGAGAAUUCAUUAAUCGGCGUUGUAGGAACGUUUAUGACCUCACGUGCAGCCUGAAAGAAUUUAUGUGCGUGUGCGGGCUUCCUAACAAACGUUUUCUUUCCAAGAUGAGGUACUAGCGCACGUUUAUGCACUGGCACGUAAGAAACAUCCAUUUUAUUUGCCAUUAAUACAAGUAAUUUCACUAGUAUAAUAUUAUAAUUAAUAUUAACAUUGUUUCACAGUUUUGCAAAUUAUUUUAUGCAACACGAUUCAUAAUUUUUCUGCAAUUUCGCAUUUAAAAAGUAUGUAAAACCGCAUUGUACAUAGGAGGUUUAAAUAGAUCAUGUCAGAAUAAUUGGUUUUGCAACUGGCUACAGAAAGACUAUCUUUUGGCGAUUUUGUAAACCAAAAAAACAAUUUAAUGAUUAAUAAGUUAAAACAGUUUAAGAAACCUACAACAGCUCAUUAAAGACGCUAAGUUUUAUACAGUCAGUGCUGCUUUUCAAGGUUAUAAUUAAAUGUUAGUAAGUUGGUAAUAGAAUGGCGGUAAGAGUGGUAAAUGAUGUAAAUAGGAAUGGAAGGGAAAUAAUUUAAAAUAAAUGGUAAAGCCCCACUUAACUUCUAAACAAUUCUUCUUCGAAUAUUGGAAUACAUUUUUAUUUCUACUGUAUUGUUUAAUACUUGCAUUAUUCAGUGUCCUAGUGGCGUAAGCCACUGAGUAUUUUCGGCCAUCCAAGCCUCCACUCAAAUUGUUCCGAAGAAAUUCCUGAAAACUAUUCUGCACUAAUAAGAUAAUUGUCACAAUGAAUUUGAAAAACAUAUUACGGUAUUUAUUUUACCGCAUUUGCUUGUCGCUAUACAACUUGUCUCAGAAAGAAGUUAUAGUCCGACAAAUUAUUCUAUUUAAAAUGUAAUCAUCAAAGUCCCUAUAAAUGUAAGUGCGGAAAAGGUUCAAGAUAUACAGUAUGACAAAUGAUGAUUUGGAAACUAAUUUUCUUGAUACUAUUUCAAAAAUGUUGCUGAUAUUUUAAUGAAAUUUGGCAAAUAAAAUCCAAAUAGAUUGUAUGUUAUAGUAACGCAGUGAAACAGCAAAAAAACGAACAUUAAUUUUUUAUUUGAAUCCCUGACUACUUUGCUAACAGAAACAAACCUUGAGAACUAAAAAAUAGAACUCAAGAGAUCAAAGAGGACUCAAGAUCGGAAAAUGCAUAAUUCAGCCUACUUCGCAGUUUUCGAUAUGAGGAAUAAAAUUUAAAAAAUGUGUAUUUUUAUUGUUCGAGAACAAUACAUUUUGGACUAGUCUUUAACCGACUUGAACUUUUGUCGUCUGUAAAUCCCAGACUACGCAUUUCCGGACAAUGUUUAUAGAAAUGUUUAUGCUUGGGAUUAGAUGCAGAGAAUAACAUACGGCAUAUUCGGUUUCAAACAUCCAAUUGCUGCGAAUUAAGUCUCGUUGAAAAGGACUUUUUCUCUUCUAUUGCGUGCUUUAAAAUGUUCUGAUACCAUUAACUGUAUGUAUAGUUAGCGGGAGCAUUAAAUAUGUAUUCAAUUAGUGGAAACUUUAGCUGCUCAUAAAUGUGCUCGCCUGAAAGACUAUUUUCAAAGUAUCUCUAAGUUACUUUCAGAAAUGCCUCUUUCUAAGCUGCGUUGAAAAUUCUGCUCAAAAGCUUGGAAUUUUUCAUUCCUGAAUCAUCAUCAAAAGCCAAACUGAUUCUUUCUGUAUGAGUUGAAGUGUAUUUUCUUGAAAUGAACAAAAAUAAAUCCUGUUGAAUGGUAAAUAUGAAAAGUAUGAAACAGUUGUUAAGAAGCUUAUACAAAAGGUUAGGAUGAUUCCAAAACCAUAGACUUGUACUUAGAAGUCUUUACUUUGAAACUUAAAUUAAUUUUGAAAUCCUCAACUUUUCUGAGAAGAUUAUGAUCUAUUUAAACUUAGCAAUCAGUAAAAAUAUAUCAUUUCAUUACAUUCCAUUUUUUUGUAAUUAUUAUUAAGAUUUCUCUCACACUCUAGCAUGAUAUGAUAAAAUAAUUCUCAAUGUGAACUGUACAUAAUAAAUGAUAAUUCUAUGAAGAAAACGUAGUGAGUAAGGGAUAUAUUGAAUCUUAUUUUACUUUGGUUUUUCAUUAAUAUGUAAUAUACACAAUAUUGUAAAGUGGUGUGAACAACCCGAUAGAGCUCUGGCCCAUGUAAAAGUUCACUCUUCACACCGUAAAACUAUUAAUUUUAACAAUAAAGUAAUUGAGUUUUA